AGCGUACGGUUUGUAUUCUGCUUGUUAUGUACAAUCCUACGCGAGCUGGGUUUGAUACACAGCACGUCGGUGUGGUAGAUGAGACUUCCAGGUCAUCCACUGCUUCAUAUGCAUCGUCCAUCAGCACUGACAGUAGUGGCGUUAACGGCUUUGGAGGGUGGCAGAAGGCCGGUGUCACCGAGUAUAACACGUCGUGGGCCCGUCGGGGCACAAAUUUCUCUGAUUCGACCUUCGUUGGUUCAACAGCAAGCAGCGAAGAGAAUACCACUCUCACCGGUGAUGAAGACUCUUCCAUUGUGAGUGCGUUUGCCGGCACUUGCAAGGAGGAUACUCUUAUCAUCUUCGACUGGGAUGACACCAUCCUUCCCACUCGCUUCCUCACCGUUGAAUGUGGUUUGAGGGUCGACGGCCCCUGCCCUAACCCCGAGCUUCGGAAGACCCUAGACGCCUAUGCACAGCUGGCCAAUGCUACCUUGUUGACAGCUAUGGAACUAGGUACCGUUAUCAUAAUAACAAACGCUGAAACUGGUUGGUUGCCAUUGACUUGUGCCAAGUUUUUGCCGUCUCUCUUGCCUACAGUGAACUCCAUCUAUCACACUUCAGCCAGGAGUACCUACGAGCCUCAGGGGUUCGCUUCGGCCUUCGACUGGAAGGACCAAGCAUUCCGUCAAUCCAUCGUGUCGCAUUUCUCUGAGGUUCCUUAUGUACCAGGGCGUCGCCGAUGUGUUAUAUCCCUCGGUGACUCUGCCCAUGAGCGGAUGGCUGCGAUAUAUGCUUGCCGUGAGUUCAACGAACAGUCCAUGAUAGAUUCCUCAUCACCAGCCGGGUUACUCUGCAAGAGUCUUAAAUUCAUGGAACGCCCCGAUCUGGAACAUCUACGGAAGGAACAGUACCUCAUACAAGAUUGCCUAGCUCAAAUUGUCCGCUAUGACCAAGACCUCGAUCUAUGCAUUCAGCCCCAGCACUGUGUUGCUUCCCGUGACGUGUCUCAGCAUGAAGCCCCCGGCGCACAGUGUAAUGCGGCGACUAUGGCCGCCCAUGGUGGCUGACACUCACAGCCCCCUCGUACACUACAAAUUUAGUUGUAAUAUUCCUACUGACCAAUUGGUAGUAGUCUACCUGUGCCACGGUAUAUGUUGACUGCGGUUGCUGCGUACUCACGCAGACCAGAAUGCCGUAUUUCCAAACGAAGCAUCGUGUGAUGUAUCAUCUUUUGAAUUCAUCUUCUCAUGCAUCGUGAAACUCGAGCUACCUGCCAGU
This is a messenger RNA of Perkinsus marinus ATCC 50983, 1260 nucleotides long. RefSeq names its product apicomplexan-conserved protein, putative. The record is from RefSeq and is a predicted model, not a curated record. Bases 27 to 1049 code for a protein of 340 amino acids. The transcript is spliced from 8 exons. NCBI's taxonomy places the organism in Eukaryota, Perkinsozoa, Perkinsida, Perkinsidae.